AUGAAUGAUAUAGUCUUCAAUUUUUCUUCUCCAGCCAAACCACCGCUACCAAUAUCGAAAGCUGUGCCAGUGGCUCUUGUAUUAUCGAGUAUUGUUGUGUUAUGUAUAUGUGGUAAUAUUCUUGUUAUAUUAGCGGUAUUUACAUUUCGUCCACUUCGUACUGUACAAAAUUUUUUCAUCGUUUCGUUAGCAUUUUCUGAUAUGUUAGUGGCUGUUCUUGUCAUGCCAUUUCAUAUCGUUACACAUAUUAUUAAACGUUGGAUAUUUGGACAAAUAUUCUGUCAAAUUUUUGCUGCAUUAGAUAUUCUGCUAUGUACUUCGUCCAUUCUAAAUCUAUGUGCUAUUGCGCUUGAUCGCUAUUGGGCAAUUAGUGAUCCGAUUAAAUAUGCUCGUCAACGUACAAUUCGUCGAGUUUUAGCUAUGAUUGUUAUCGUAUGGAUAUUAAGUGCCACCAUUUCGAUUCCACCGGUAAUUACAGCAAUAUUAGGUUCUAGUGAAUUACAAAAUUUUAAUCAAUGGCAAUGUGAAUUAUCAAAACAUAAAUUAUAUGUUUUGUAUUCGGCGUGUGGAUCGUUUUAUAUUCCGGCUAUUAUUAUGACGGCGAUGUAUGCUCAAGUAUUUUUUAAAACUCGACAACGUUUUCGUGAACGAGCGCGAGCCGCAGCUAAAUUGGCAAAUGUAACAAAAACAAUACAUAAACCAGAUUUAUGGAAUCCGAAUACAACAUCGGAUCGUGAACAACCAACUGUCAUAUCACCAUUAUCAAAAAGAUCGUCUACAAACGGUCAUGAAUUUAGUGAUGAUGUCGAUGAUUGUGCAGCAACAAUGACCUUUCGCCAUAAUAAAGAUGAAUGCUUGAAAAAAUUUACAAAAGAUUAUGAACAUGAAAUGAGAAAAGCUAAAAAACUCGAUGAUGUAUAUGAAUCACAAAGUUCAUCGUUAUUAAGUAUAAAUCCAUUUGUAGCUAAUGAGUUGAAUUUAAGUGAUAUAAGUUUCGACGGAAAAGUGAAGUCAAACGAUAUGAUGAAAACGAUACCUAAAAUAGGUGAACUCAUUUGUAUAAACCAAGUGAACAACGAGCUCUACAGUAAAUCCAGUAAUAUUGUUAUCGAUAAAAACGAAAAAGAUCUAUAUAUGCAGAAGUUUUUAACCUCAGAAUCCUUGACUACCGCGGUACAACCAUGUAAUACGCAAGAAAAUAUGUCUAAUCAAUUGCGUAAAGUUAACUCAACUCCGGCGACAAUCAUCUCAAUAUCACAAGAAUAUCACUACCAAUCGAAUAAUAACACGUCUAAUCAUGUGACUAAUUUAGAUGAAAAUGGCUGUGUACCCUAUCAACAACAUGCAGCGAGUCAAACACAAUUCAGUGCUUUAUUGAAUAAAAAUCAUAUAAACAACAAUUUGAAUAGUAUCGCUGCCACAACGACAACAACAAAAAAAGAUACAGUAAAUCGUAAAUUAUCGUUAACAAGUCAUUUUUCAAAAGAUAGUAAAAAACCUUUAUUUAAAGGUAAAAGUUUAGCAACUCUAAUGCAUGAAAGGCAAAAAAUAUCAUUAACACGUGAACGUCGUCUAAGCCGCACACUUGGCGUGAUUAUAAGUGUAUUUCUGUUGUGUUGGCUUCCAUUUUUUGUUGUUUAUAUCGUGUCGGCAUUUGUUAAUAUAACUAAAUAUAUUGAUGAAAAUGUUUUUUUACUUAUUUUAUGGCUUGGUUAUAUAAAUUCAGCCGUCAAUCCAUUAAUUUAUACAAUAUUUAAUAUUGAAUUUCGAACAGCUUUUAAACGUUUGUUAUCUAGAUCUAAGCAUAAAUCGUCUUUUUGA
This is a messenger RNA of Didymodactylos carnosus, 1821 nucleotides long. The record is from the annotation of a GenBank genome assembly. NCBI's taxonomy places the organism in Eukaryota, Metazoa, Rotifera, Eurotatoria, Philodinida, Philodinidae.